UUUUCAGAGUUCUUGCUUUUGUAUUUGUACCAUGUUUUCUGGAAGUGGAAAUGUUAUUUUAUCGCUUCUGGCUUUCGCAGUGGUUGUAGGGCAAGUUUACGGCCAAGGAAAAGACGCACGAAAGAAAAUGGAUUAUUGCCGUAAGAAAUGUGCAGACGACCCAAAACCUCUUUGCAGAAAAGCGAAAGAAUCUUUGAAAUGCAUGAGAGAUUUCUUUGCGUUCUGCAGAGAAUGCCAAAAGUUUGAAAGAGAGUUAGAGAAAUUGGUCAAAGAAACAAUAGUUACAAACAUCAACAGUGACUGUACGCCAGUAUGCCGCACCAAAUAUCGACGAGUUUGCUACCAUGGAAAAUGUAUCGUUAAAAGUAAAAAGAAGUGUAAACCAAGCUGCGCAGGCAAUCGAAAGCCAAAAGGCAAAUGUUCGACAAAAUGUCGAAAAGUCUACAAGAAAGAAUGUCAAAAUGGUAGAUGCACCAGGAAAGAGCGGCUGAUUUGCAAAGAAGAUUGCAAGGCUUAAUAAAACCAGCUGCUUCUUUUGAGACCAAAGAAUCAUUGUUGAAUUUAAAGAAUAAAUGAAUACCAAAUGCUU
Molecule: messenger RNA, 589 nt
Organism: Saccostrea cuccullata (small rock oyster)
Lineage: Eukaryota; Metazoa; Mollusca; Bivalvia; Ostreida; Ostreidae
Exons: 2
Coding region: 32-517 (161 amino acids)
Source: RefSeq, a predicted model, not a curated record